Trematomus bernacchii (emerald rockcod) is the source of this 1853-nucleotide messenger RNA. RefSeq names its product interferon-induced protein 44-like. NCBI's taxonomy places the organism in Eukaryota, Metazoa, Chordata, Actinopteri, Perciformes, Nototheniidae. The transcript is spliced from 9 exons. The record is from RefSeq and is a predicted model, not a curated record. The coding region runs from base 111 to 986 and encodes 291 amino acids.
AGUCAUUACUUGGAGUAAACGUCACCACUUCUUUACACAGACAAUUCAGCUGAGAGUCAUUACUUGGAGUAAACGUCACCACUUCUUUACACAGACACUUCAGCUGAGCCAUGGGAAACUCGACCCCCCCACCUUCUCCAAAAGUUCUGCCUCAAGAAUGGAGGAAGGGUCCUUGGGGAAACAAAGUGAGAGAUUUACAGAUUGUGAAGGAUUACCAGCCUUUUAAAGAGGAUGUCCAGCUCAGAUGUAUGCUUUAUGGACCUGUUGGUGCUGGCAAUUCCAGCUUCAUCAACGCUGUCGACAGUGUUUUACGAGGCAAAAUAACUCGUCGAGCUGCUGCAGAUUCAUUCUUCCAGAGGAGCUUCACCACAAAAUACAGAGAGUACAAAAUCCAAAAAGUACCAGGGACACAUUACCCUUUUGUCUUCAAUGACAUCAUGGGCCUUCAGAAGGAUGCAGAAAAAGGAGUUUGUGUGGAAGACAUCAAACUGGCCAUGAAGGGACACGUGAAGAAUGGUUACCAGUUCAAUCCUAUCUCUGCCAUUUCGGAAGAUAACCAACACUACAACAGAGACCCCUCUCUAAAUGACAAAGUUCAUGUUCUGGUUUGCGUCAUCCCUGGCAACACAGCAGGAUUGCAUAAUGAUAAUAACCCAACACAGUUACUGACUGAGGAUUUCGAGACAAAGUUGAGGGAAGUCAGAUUUGAAGCCAGGGACAUAGGGAUUCCUGAAAUUGCUAUUCUCACCAAAAUUGAUGUAACCUGUCCAGAGGUCGGCAAGGAUAUACAGAACGUGUAUAAGAGCAAGUACCUGAAGAAAAAGAUUGAGGAGAUGAGUGGCAGGCUGGGUUUUCCACAAAACUGCAUCUUUCCUGUGAAUAACUACCACUCAGAGCACGAGACAAGUGAUAACACAGAUACACUGAUACUGAGCGCACUGAGAGGGAUGAUUGAAUGUGGAGAAGACUUUGUCAACGACCUGUAAAACUACAUUCUGCUGAGGCAGAUCUUGUUUUUAUAACAACAUGUUUUUUACAGGUCCUAUUAACAAUUAUGAUAAUUACAUGAAGUGGGCUAAAUGGCUUUUAGUUUUUUUUUUGCAGCCUGUAAUGCAUCAUAUCUAUACUAUAAAUGAUGGUGUCUCUAUGAGUAAAGUAUGAAAAGGCUUUAUUUUUCCUAUAUUUGAUGUUUUCUUUGCAUUAUGAUAUUGUUAGUUAUAUGCUUUGUUGAUUCAGGAGGUAAUUUAUAUUUCCGUCUCAAGGUAAUCGAGAAUCUGAAUAUUCGUAGGUCGAAGAUGAUUUGGUUGAAACGUGUUCAGAUUAAUGAUAACAUAUGCUGUACCUCUCAUUGAUUAAAAAGUGUUUUGUAUAUAAUGAUAAUUUUUUAAUAUAACCAGAUCAUAUUCAUCACAUAAUGAUAACAUCAAUAUUUUUAAAUGACAUAAUAAACAUAAUUGUUUCAAUCAAGACAACAGAUCAGAGCAGUUCUGUGAUUUGCAGCUCAUUCAGAUCAAAGCAGCUUCACUUGUCUCUAAGAAAACCCUCGUCAGGUUUUAAAACAUGCAUGUGAUUACACUCUCAAAAACAUUACAUGGUGUUUCUUAUUUUUGCUUGUAUUAAAUGGUUCAACAAUGAUGUACAUUACUUGUUUAAAAUAUUUUGUGAAUCCAUAUUUUGUUGUGACAUUGGGAGGCUGCAAAGUCAUGAUAAUCAGUGCCUGUUUUAUACAGUGUGCCUAUUCUAGGAUGGUUACAUUUUAAUGCUUUGAUUUCUAUGAAGAUGAAGCUGUUGAUCUACAAUCUUUUGAUUCUCACCAAUAAUAUUUUGAACAAUAAAUGCAUUCACACAUUCAA